Messenger RNA from Amphimedon queenslandica, 393 nucleotides. Its product is annotated as heat shock factor-binding protein 1-like. Gene Ontology annotation, biological process: cellular heat acclimation. The record is from RefSeq and is a predicted model, not a curated record. Bases 42 to 290 code for a protein of 82 amino acids. Gene Ontology annotation, cellular component: nucleus; cytosol. Gene Ontology annotation, molecular function: transcription corepressor activity. The transcript has 4 exons. Lineage: Eukaryota; Metazoa; Porifera; Demospongiae; Haplosclerida; Niphatidae.
GAGGUGUGGCAUUUUAAGGGUGUGGCUAAAUAGCUGUGAAAAUGUCUGAUGAGCCUCAGAGAACAGAGCUGGUAGAGGGAGAGAAUGAUGCCAAUCAAUCUCCUGAAGAACUUGCCAAGUUUGUGGAAACAUUGCUAGGAGAUAUGCAAAACAAGUUCCAGCAAAUGAGCGAACAGAUUAUUGGUAGACUGGAUGAAAUGGGUAAAAGAGUCGACGAUUUAGAGAAGAACAUAUCCGACCUGAUGCAACAAGUGGACUCAAAAGAAGAAUCAGGAGGUGGUGGAAAAUAAACAAACAAACAAACAAUAACAAUAAUAAUAACAAAACUAUACAAAUAAAAUUUAAUCAUAAUUGAAAAUUUGAAAAAGAGUGAAUUAUUUUGGGAAAAGUAAA